GAAAGAUCAUUGGCAGAUUGGAAGCUACACCCUACUCUUGGCCCUAUAUGGCUCAUUUAUUAAUUCAAAAUGUGUCACAUGAAUCUGCAUGUGGAGGAUUCCUGAUUCGCCAAGAUGCAGUGCUCUCAGCAGCUCACUGUGUGGCUGGAAAAAUGAAAGCAAGUAUCACCAUGACCCUGGGAGCCCGCAAUGUAAAUAGGAAGGAGCUGAGCCAGCAGAAGUUCCACGCUGGCCACUGGGUCAUCCAUCCCAACUAUUCAGGGGCUACUCUUGUAAAUGACAUCAUGCUGCUGCAGCUGAAGCCAAGGGCCAAGCUGACUAAGGAA
Molecule: messenger RNA, 326 nt
Organism: Pelecanus crispus (Dalmatian pelican)
Lineage: Eukaryota; Metazoa; Chordata; Aves; Pelecaniformes; Pelecanidae
Source: RefSeq, a predicted model, not a curated record